CCACCCCACGUGGUUGGAGGUUUCCAGAAGCGUUCCCACUGAGCGCAGCGCAGCUCCCGGCUGUCCGAGUGACUGUUGCCUCGUACUCUCACCGUUUAGCCGCCAUGAUAAGCGCCAGCCGAGCCGCGGCAUCCCGUCUCGUCGGCGCUGCAGUCUCCCGGGGCCCCACGGUCGCCCGCCACCAGGAUGGCUGGAAUGGCCUUAGUCAUGAGACUUUUAGAAUUGUUUCAAAGCGGGACUAUGCAUCAGAAGCAAUCAAGGGAGCAGUUGUUGGUAUUGAUUUGGGUACUACCAAUUCCUGUGUGGCCGUUAUGGAAGGUAAACAAGCAAAGGUGCUGGAGAAUGCUGAAGGUGCCAGAACCACCCCUUCAGUUGUAGCUUUUACAACAGAUGGUGAGCGACUUGUUGGCAUGCCUGCCAAGCGACAGGCUGUCACCAACCCAAACAACACAUUCUAUGCUACCAAGCGUCUUAUUGGCCGGCGAUAUGACGACCCUGAAGUCCAGAAAGACAUUAAAAAUGUUCCCUUUAAAAUUGUCCGCGCCUCCAAUGGUGAUGCCUGGGUUGAAGCUCAUGGAAAACUCUAUUCUCCAAGUCAGAUUGGAGCAUUUGUGUUGAUGAAGAUGAAAGAGACUGCAGAAAAUUACCUGGGGCAUACAGCAAAAAAUGCUGUGAUCACAGUCCCAGCUUAUUUCAAUGACUCACAAAGACAGGCCACUAAGGAUGCUGGUCAGAUAGCUGGACUGAAUGUGCUUCGGGUGAUUAAUGAACCCACAGCUGCUGCUCUGGCCUAUGGUCUAGACAAAUCAGAAGAUAAAGUCAUUGCUGUAUAUGAUUUAGGUGGUGGAACUUUUGAUAUUUCUGUCCUGGAAAUUCAGAAAGGAGUAUUUGAGGUGAAGUCCACCAAUGGAGACACUUUCUUAGGUGGUGAAGACUUUGACCAGGCCUUGCUACAACACAUUGUGAAGGAGUUUAAAAGAGAGACGGGAGUUGAUUUGACCAAAGACAACAUGGCACUUCAAAGAGUUCGGGAAGCUGCUGAGAAGGCUAAGUGUGAACUCUCCUCAUCUGUGCAGACUGACAUCAACUUGCCAUAUCUUACAAUGGAUGCAUCUGGACCUAAGCAUUUGAAUAUGAAGCUGACCCGGGCUCAGUUUGAGGGGAUUGUCGCUGAGCUAAUCAGGAGGACCAUCGCCCCAUGCCAGAAAGCCAUGCAAGAUGCAGAAGUCAGCAAGAGUGACAUAGGAGAAGUGAUUCUUGUUGGUGGCAUGACUAGAAUGCCCAAGGUUCAGCAGACUGUGCAGGAUCUCUUUGGCCGAGCCCCAAGUAAAGCUGUCAAUCCUGACGAGGCUGUGGCCAUGGGAGCUGCCAUUCAGGGAGGUGUGUUGGCUGGUGAUGUCACAGAUGUGCUGCUCCUGGAUGUCACUCCCCUUUCUUUGGGUAUUGAGACUCUGGGAGGUGUAUUUACCAAACUUAUUAACAGGAACACCACUAUUCCAACCAAGAAAAGUCAGGUGUUUUCUACAGCUGCUGAUGGUCAGACUCAGGUGGAGAUUAAAGUGUGCCAGGGUGAGAGAGAGAUGGCUGGAGACAACAAACUUCUUGGACAGUUUACUUUGAUUGGAAUCCCCCCAGCCCCACGUGGAGUCCCUCAGAUUGAAGUUACAUUUGACAUUGAUGCCAAUGGGAUUGUACAUGUUUCUGCCAAAGAUAAGGGUACAGGACGCGAGCAGCAGAUUGUGAUCCAGUCUUCUGGUGGGUUAAGCAAAGAUGAUAUUGAAAAUAUGGUUAAGAACGCAGAGAAGUAUGCUGAGGAAGACAGGCGAAAGAAGGAACGAGUUGAAGCAGUUAAUAUGGCUGAAGGAAUCAUCCAUGAUACAGAAAGCAAGAUGGAGGAAUACAAGGACCAAUUGCCUGCUGAUGAGUGCAACAAACUAAAAGAGGAGAUUUCCAAAAUGAGAGAGCUCCUGGCUCGAAAAGAUAGUGAAACUGGAGAAAACAUAAGGCAGGCAGCAUCUUCCCUUCAGCAAGCAUCAUUGAAGCUCUUCGAAAUGGCAUACAAAAAGAUGGCCUCUGAGCGAGAAGGCUCUGGAAGUUCUAGUGCUGGGGAACAAAAGGAAGAUCAAAAAGAAGAGAAACAGUAAUAACAGUAAACUUUGGAGCCAAAAGGACAACAUAUGAUGCUUGGGAGUGAAGGGACUUCCUGAGCAGAAAUGGGCAGACUUCAGUCUUUUACUGUGUUUUUGCAGUAUUCUAUAUAUAAUUCCCUUAAUAUGUAAAUUUAGUGACUUAGCUAAUGAUCAUUUAAUGAGUGGUAAUUCCAACAGUAACAAAGCUCACAAUGUUCUGUCUGUCCCUAGCCUAUCAUUUUUUAGCUGCACGAAAAGGGAAGGUGAUGAUUUAUUGAUUGUAAAGACUUAACAUUGUUUUGUGCUGAAAUACCUGUAUUUCCAAGGGGUGAAACCAUCCCACACACAACAACGAAGGUAGUCAGACCUGGAAUAAAACCAACUAGGGAUAUAAGACAAGUACUGCCAUACCAGCCUGUGUGUAUACAUGGGAUCCUUCAACUGAGGCCUUGCAAGACAAGCCUGUUGUCCCACAUUCAGAGGUAGAGCAGGGGAAGCUAAGCUAUUUAUGUUAGGUACAGCUUUUUAAACAAGGUAAUAAGGCUCCCUAAUUUUCCUAUGGCACACUUUUAUAGCUACCUUCUGGCCUUUGGCACAUGUACCCUGGAUUAUUCUUUUUGAUCCAUUCUGGAUUUUUUUAAAAAAUAAAUAUGAAAAGCAUCUUGAUCUCUUGUUUGUGAGGGGUGAGGCUAAGUACAACUCUGGGUUUGAGGUUUUUUUGUUGAUUUCUUUUAGCUCCAUCUUUCAUUUGGAAUGUUAAAAGUCUAGAUCUCUAUCUAGCAUGAAAACAGGCUACUAUUUUCAGGUUGCUUUCAGUUCUAAGUAGCUGUAUAUAAAUCUAGUAGUAAACCCUAAGUUACAAGUUUAAUGGCUCAAUGUUAGGUACUGGUAAUUACCAUAUUUGCUUUCACCCUCAGCACAUGGCUAGUCUUAUCUUAAAUUAUGAUGUAGUUCUAAUUACCACGUGCUGACAACUUCAGAAGCAGAAAGGUGACUGCAUCUUUCUUAUAUCUAAGUGUUAAGAAUUUUUCCCCAAAAGUCUCCCAAGAGAUUUAUUGUAUGUCAUGCCUGUAGGAUUCUUAAGAACAUAGGGCUUAGAUCCCAUCAGAGGUCAUGCCUUUUAUUUUGUGGUGGUAUUUAGAAAUGUAACUCAUAAAUAUUUAAAACUCAAUACAAUGAGGCUCUGGCUGGGUAGGCUCAGUUGGUUAAAGUGUCUUUCCAGUAGGCCAAGGUUGUGGGUUCAAAUUACAGUUGGGGUCUAUACAAGAAGUAUCCAAUGAAUGCAUGAAUAAGUGGAACAACAAAUUGAUGUUUCUCUCUUCCUCUCUCAAAUCAUUUUUUAAAAAUUAAUACAGUACUGUAACGUGAAGGACAUUGUUUACAUGAUAAUUACAUUCCUGGAAAAUUGGUCAUUGACAGCCAUGUAAAUACUUUCUUGAGAUUCUCGUAAAAAAUAAAUUCUAGGUUCAAGUUCUCAGCCAGAUGGACACUUGGUGGGAAA
This is a messenger RNA of Myotis myotis, 3630 nucleotides long. RefSeq names its product heat shock protein family A (Hsp70) member 9 (gene HSPA9). The coding region runs from base 105 to 2144 and encodes 679 amino acids. The transcript has 17 exons. Lineage: Eukaryota; Metazoa; Chordata; Mammalia; Chiroptera; Vespertilionidae. The record is from RefSeq and is a predicted model, not a curated record. Gene Ontology annotation, biological process: cellular response to unfolded protein; protein refolding. Gene Ontology annotation, molecular function: ATP hydrolysis activity; ATP-dependent protein folding chaperone; misfolded protein binding. Gene Ontology annotation, cellular component: mitochondrion; cytoplasm.